AUGACCAGCAUAGACGAGCUCUUUCAGCUCUCAUCUUCCUCUUCCACCUCCCACCGCCAUGCCCGCGUAGACGACCCAACAGACGACGCCGAAGCAGGGCCUCAACCACCACCCGACAAUGAAGACGAGGCCGAAGACGGCGACUACGGUCCGACCCUGCCCCCGGACGAGGACGAGCCGGGCGACGAUGACGAAGGCCGUUUCUUCGGCGGCGGCAUAACGCGCACGGAACGGGAGAUACUCGAUUACGUGGACAGCGCCACCGGCGGCGGCCGCGGCGGCGGGCGCGACGGCGCGGCGGCGGUCCCGGACGAGGAGGAGACGAUCGACCUGGGGUGGCUCAAGCGGACGGCGCUGGCGUUCGAGAAGAAGAUCAGCCGCAACGCGGAGCUGCGGGCGCGGUACGAGUCGGAGCCGGCGCGCUUCAUCGACUCGGAGGCCGACCUGGACGCGGCCAUCAAGGCGCUCUCGAUCCUCUCGGACCACCCGGACCUGUACCCGUCCUUCGCGGGGCUCGGGUGCGUCGGCAGCCUGGUCUCGCUGCUGGCGCACGACAACACCGACAUCGCGCUCGACGCCGUCGAGAUCAUCGGCGAGCUGACGGACGAGGACGUCGCCGCCACCGAGGAGCAGUGGGACGCCCUGGUCGACGCCCUGCUCGAGGCCGACAUGCUCGGCCUCUUGGUCAGCAACUUCGGCCGGCUCGACGAGGCGCAGGAGGCCGACCGCGAGGGCGUCUACCGCGCCCUCGGCGUGCUCGAGAACCUGUGCUCCAAGCGGGAGGUCGCCGAGGCGAUCGGGGAGCAGGACGCGCUGGUCAGGUGGCUGCUGGAGCGCGCGGCGCGGAAGGAGACGCCCGUGUCGCAGAACAAGCAGUACGCGGCCGAGAUCCUCGCCAUCCUGGUGCAGAACUCGGCCAAGAACCGGAGGAGGCUGGCCGAGCUGGACGCGGUGGACCAGAUGCUGCAGCUCGUCGCGCCCUAUCGCAAGCGCGACCCGGAAAAGGGCGGGGACGAGGAGGAGUACAUGGAGAAUCUCUUCGAGGCGCUGACCAGCAUCGCGGACGAGCCCGACGGCAAGGCCAAGUUUGUCGAGGCCGAGGGCGUCGAGCUGUGCCUGAUCAUGCUCAAGGAGGGGAAGCUCAGCAAGCCCGCCGCCCUGAGGCUUCUCGACCACGCGGCGGGGGGAGGGCAGGCGGGGGCCGAGGUGUGCCAGAGGAUCGUGGAGGCGGGAGGGCUGAAGACCACGUUCACCUUGUUCAUGAAGAAGCACGACAACCCGACGACGGAGCACCUGGUCGGCAUCUUCGCCUCGAUGCUGCGCCUGCUCCCCGCCGACUCGGCCGAGCGGAUCCGCACGCUGGCCAAGUUCGUGGAGAAGGACUACGAGAAGACGGAGAAGCUGGUCAAGCUGAGGCGCGACUACGCCGCCAUCAUCGGGCGGGUGGACGAGGCGAUCAAGCAGGAGAAGGAAGGCAUGGGCGCGGACGAGAUCGAGGAGAUGGCCGACGAGUGGUUCUCGCGGCGCCUCGACGCCGGGCUCUUCUGCCUGCAGACCAUCGACGUCAUCCUGGCCUGGCUUGUUGCCGAGGAUGACGGGGCGAGGAGGAAGAUUCAGGAGUUACUCGCCGACAGAGACGAGACGUUGGCCGUCAUCAAGGAGACCAUCCAAGAGCAGAUCGACGGCAUCGAUACCGAGUCGGAUGAGGGCAAGGAUACCAAAGAGAUGCUGACGACACUAGCCCAGUUCCUGCAAUGACGCAGGCGCAAUCCAAAGUGUAGCGAUAA
Molecule: messenger RNA, 1787 nt
Organism: Thermothelomyces thermophilus ATCC 42464
Lineage: Eukaryota; Fungi; Ascomycota; Sordariomycetes; Sordariales; Chaetomiaceae
Exons: 2
Coding region: 1-1758 (585 amino acids)
Cellular component (GO): spliceosomal complex
Source: RefSeq, a predicted model, not a curated record